This is a messenger RNA of Arachis stenosperma, 1467 nucleotides long. RefSeq lists its product as uncharacterized. Gene Ontology annotation, cellular component: nucleus. The record is from RefSeq and is a predicted model, not a curated record. Lineage: Eukaryota; Viridiplantae; Streptophyta; Magnoliopsida; Fabales; Fabaceae. Bases 82 to 1293 code for a protein of 403 amino acids. The transcript has 5 exons. Gene Ontology annotation, biological process: regulation of DNA-templated transcription.
AGCCAACUCACCAAAAUCGAACGUUAGAAAAAACUCAAAUUCUGAAACACCCUUCCAUCUUCCAAGUUCCAACUCUCGGCAAUGCCCGCUCUCAGGAAGAGAAACCGCGAACGGGAUUCGUCUCGUGCUUCCACUGUCACCAAUAGUCCUGCGAGCCAUGAUCACCAACACCAAAUGUUGGAGUAUGAGCUCAGCAGGGAGCAAAGAAUCCGAGAAAACCAAGAAAGAUUGGGAAAGCUUGGUAUCUUGGAUCUCUCCCUCAAGCUCAAAUCCUCUAACCUUCCUUCUAAGCGCACUCGAUCCUACACCCCCAAAACCCCUCCUACUCUACCCCCACCUGGUCCUGUUCGCCGUUCCUCCAGGUUGCAGAAUGUGACUCCUGUUAGUUACUCUGAGCCGCCUGUGAAGAAAUCUGAGUUUCGGGAUCGUCCGAAGGUUGUGAUCCAGGAGGGUUCGAAGCCUGAGGUGUACACUGAAGAACACGAGAAGCUGUUGGGUAAUACUGAUAAGAGUUGGACUCUGUUCGUGGAUGGUGUUGGGAAAGAUGGAAAACGGAUUUAUGAUUCCGUACAAGGGAAGACAUGCCAUCAGUGCAGGCAAAAAACUCUUGGUUAUCGUACCCGCUGUAACACAUGCAACUUGGUCCAGGGGCAGUUUUGUGGAGAUUGCUUGUAUAUGAGAUAUGGUGAGCAUGUACUUGAAGCAUUGCAGAAUCCAAAUUGGAAAUGCCCAGCUUGUCGUGGAAUUUGCAAUUGUAGCUUAUGUCGUCAAGCAAAAGGAUGGGCCCCCACUGGCUCUCUAUAUAGAAAGAUAUCAGCAUUGGGUUACAAAUCAGUUGCACAUUACCUCAUCCAAACCCGGCGCGCUGAUAAAGAUGUGGAGAAAAGUGCAGAUUCCAACUCGAUUUCAGCAAAAAGGUCACUACCUUUCUCUGGUGUAGAGGUCAAUGAGUCUAUUGAGGUCAAAGAGACUCCUGUUGGAUUAAUGAAGCCUCUAGCUAAUACUGAGAGCGAUGGAGAUGAAGUUUUGACAAAAAGAUCGUUGCUGAAUCAUGUACCAUUCAAUGAGUCUCUUGAGGUCAAAGAGACUCAUGUUGAAUCACUGAAGCCCGUAGCUGAAACUGAGAGUCAUGUAGCUGAAGUUUCAGCAAAGAGAUCGUUGCUUUUCUCUGAUGUACAAGAUCAGGUUGAAAAAGUUGAGUGUUCAUCUACCAUGAAGCCACUUGGUUCUUCAUCCAGGCCUUGCUCAGACAGCAUUGCUGGAAGACUUAGGUCCAGGCUCAAGAAACCCUGAUGCCCCCCUCCCUUUCUUUCUUUUUUGGAAUGUAAUAUGUAUGCCUGAUUUCUAAGGAACAAUAUUUCGAAAAUCAGGAAUCUUGGAACAUUGCUGAAAUGGAAAAACCUUUUGUCAUGGACUCAAUUUUAUUUUUAAAAGGGUAGUAUUGUUAUACGCCUUCAAUGCUUAAGU